This is a messenger RNA of Chiloscyllium plagiosum (whitespotted bambooshark), 3495 nucleotides long. NCBI's taxonomy places the organism in Eukaryota, Metazoa, Chordata, Chondrichthyes, Orectolobiformes, Hemiscylliidae. The record is from RefSeq and is a predicted model, not a curated record.
CUCAGGGUAAAGUUUUAGUGAACUCAAGAAGGGAACUGCAAAUGCAACUUUGCCUGUUGUUUCACCUGAAUUUAUAAGUGAGUUACCAGCAGUCUGUCUGGUGUUGGCAGCAUCAGUGUGGGAACAUCAGACAGCAUGAAACUCCUCAUUCUCUGUGCCUGGCUCUUUCUCGUGCCCGAAAUACAAAGUUUUGAAAUAAUUGCAGGUGACUUUUCGGAUGUGUCUCCCGUAGGAACUCCUGGAUCUGACAAGAUUGUGGAUGGUCCUUCUGUAAAUAUAAACAAAUAUGAAAGACGCCAAAAGAGAAGUGAUGACAACAGCAAGGAGGAGGAGGAGGAUCACAUUGAUGAACACAUCACCAUUCACAGCUAUAAAGUUAAAUCCAUUAUCACCUCGCGCUUUGCUGAAACAGUCUUCAGCACGAAGGUAGUGAAUAAGGAUUUGAGUCCACAGAAUGUGGUGUUCAACGUAGAGAUUCCCAAGGGAGCCUACAUCUCAAAUUUCACAAUGACAGUGAAUGACAUAACAUUUGUUGGAUCCGUGCAUGAGACAAAUGUGGCCAGAAAACUUUAUGCAGAAGCAUUGGCCCAAGGGAAGGCUGCUGGGAUUCUUAGGACAUCAGCUCAUGAGAUGGAAAGUUUUAAGGCUGAAGUAAAUGUUCCUGGUGGGAGCAAAGUCAGCUUUGAACUUUACUGUCAAGAACUGUUACAACGACGACUGGGGUUUUAUGAACAAACUAUCAUACUCCACCCAGGAAGCUUAGUGAAGCAGCUCCAGGUACAUUCAAUAAUCUUUCUUGCUACACUGUGCACUCAAUGGACUGUUGAAGCCAUGGCAACAAUCCUGUCUGAUCUCCGCCCAGAGGACCAGUUCACAAUUAUUGAUUUCAACCACAACAUUCGUUUCUGGAAUCAACAUCUGGUUCCAGCCACUCCCAAUCAGAUUGAGGAUGCCAAAAAAUAUAUUGAGAAAAUCCAGCCGAGUGGUGGAACAAACAUCAAUGAAGCAGUCCUGUCAGCCAUUUAUAUAUUAACGGAAGCCAAUAAUUUGGGUCUGCUCGAUCCACGAUCUGUAUCGUUCAUUAUUAUGGUAUCAGAUGGAGACCCCACAGUAGGUGAAAUUAAACUGAGCAACAUCCAGAGAAAUGUCAGAAGAAAAAUGCAGGAAGAUAUCUCUCUUUUCUGCCUCGGAAUUGGUUUUGAUGUGGACUACGACUUUCUAGAAAGGAUAGCUCUUGAAAACCGAGGAAUUGCUCGGCGUAUUAUUGCGAAUGUCAAUGCAUCCAGUCAGCUGAAGGAUUUCUAUGAAGAAGUGGCCACUCCAUUGCUGAGAAAGAUUGACAUACACUACGGUGACGAUGUGACAGAUGUGACACAAAGUAGUUUUGAUAAGUAUUUCAGCGGUUCUGAGAUAAUUGUAGCAGGAAAACUGGCAGAGAAGAAACCUUCACCGCUCCAAUGCCUGGUGACCGCGUCCUCAGCAAAUGAUGAUCUAAUGUUUCAAGUAGACUCUCCAAUAGAUGAACUUGACAAGAUUCUGGCUAAGCAGAAAUAUGUACUUCCAGAGUUUGCAAAGCAGCUAUGGGCCUAUCUUACUAUUAACCAGUUGUUAUCUGAGAGAGUGCUUGCCCAGUCAGCUUUGCAGAAGAGGAAUAUCACAAGCAGAAUUUUAGCUAUUGCCCUGGUUCACCAACUUAUAACACCUGUGACUGCCAUGAUGGUAGAGAAUGACGAAACUGGCCAGAGACUGUUGGCAGAUUCUCCUAAAAGCACCAGAAAUGGAUGCUGUACAGGAACUCCUAUUAUUGGGAAGAAGACACCUGCUAUUCCAACUUGGGCUAAAAAGAGUUAUUCAACCCCCCAACCUCCUCAGCAACUUAUUCGUCCUGAAGUGGACUCAAAAGUAGGAAUGAAUGUUCCUGUCACAUCAGUUGAAAAUGAUCCACAUUUCAUCAUUCACCUGCCCAAGAGCAAACAAGACAUUUGCUUCAAUGUUAAUCCACAACCUGGAAAAAUCCUGAAUCUGGUGUCAGAUCCAAUCAAAGGUAUUGCGAUCAAUGGCAAAAUUAUUGGUGGCAAGCAAACCAAAAAUGGGAAGCUGAACACCUAUUUUGGCACAAUUGGACUUCAUUUUACCAAUCUGAACUUGAGCUUUGAGAUCAACACAGAGAAGAUUCGUUUGAAAGAUGGGCAACGCAAAACUCUCCUUUGGUGGUCAGAAUCAAGCAUUCUGACUCAUGCUGGUGUUGUUGUGUCAGUGCAAAGAAAUACUAAUGUCACCAUUACUGUGGGAGAAGAUAUGGUCUUCCUGAUCUUAUUGCAUCGUGUCUGGAAAAACCAUCCAACCAAUGUAGAUUUCCUGGGAUUUUACGCUUCUCCUAAAAACAACUUCUCAACAAGUGUCCAUGGAUUAAUAGGUCAGUUCAUCCAUGAACCUGAAGUGAACGUGUAUGAUAUCCACCAGGGCUCAGAUCCUGAUAAACCACAAGCAACCAUGGAAGUGAAAGGACACAGAAUUACGGUAACCAGGGGUUUACAGAAAGACUAUAGAACGGGUACAGUAAACGGAACAGAUGUCCAAUGCUGGUUCAUCCACAAUAGCGGAAAAGGCUUUAUCGAUGGACAUUUCAAAGAUUAUCUUGUUCCACACCUUUACAGCUUCCUGAAUCAUCCAUGAGCUUUCUGAAACUGUAAAGGCUAGAAAGAUAAAAGGUAGAGAGUAUCUGCAGCAUAGAAAAAAAUAAUUAAAAACCAGUCAUAAAAAUUACUUUUAAAGCAAACUUUUCAUUCAAUAUCAUCACAAGAAUGUUGCUUUGACCGAAGUGUUUUCUACAGUAAUCUUUCACUGUAGUAUUGUUCUAUAACCCUUUCACAUACUUUUGAUCUCUUACUAAGGUGUUCAAACAUUCACUUACAAUGCAGAUUAGAUGGCAUCUAGAUAACAAUUACAGAAGGUCUGCUGUACUUGUCCUCCAGACUUUUUUUAUUUGCUGAAUGUUGCUCAGUAAUGUGAAUAGGAACCAUUGUGCAUUGUUAUGGUUUAAUAUCAUUUCCAGUUAACCAAAUUUCAAAAUUAUAAACAGAAAAUAUAUAAAGGCUGCUUUUGACUGCAAUAGACGGAGUAAGAGUUUCAAAAUAAAUACAACUGCUCAGCUGUGACUUCCCCCUUUAAGGAGUUCCAGCUAUGCUUUUUUUUAAAAAAAAGUGCUUUGAACAAGGUAUUCCAUGCACGUUAUCAACAAUACCAGCUAUAAAAGCUGCAAGAGUUUAUUUAGCAAACUCUGGUUGGCUUAUUCAUCACUGCAGGUUAGAUAAAUGGUCAAGAAUUGAGUCACAGGAUACAGGUUACAUCCAGCUUACCUGAGAAAGCAAACAUGAUAAUCUCUGGUUGUUCUGCUUUUCUGGUUUGAUUACUGUAUUUAAAAUGAUGCUAGGAAAUUUACUAACAGUGGACGCAAAAUUGUAGUGCAGAAUAAAUAUAAUGUUUUGCAAAUUA